Messenger RNA from Cryptomeria japonica (Japanese cedar), 1999 nucleotides. Its product is annotated as heterogeneous nuclear ribonucleoprotein 1. The record is from RefSeq and is a predicted model, not a curated record. The transcript has 2 exons. The coding region runs from base 182 to 1576 and encodes 464 amino acids. Lineage: Eukaryota; Viridiplantae; Streptophyta; Pinopsida; Cupressales; Cupressaceae. Gene Ontology annotation, molecular function: RNA binding.
UUUUCUUUUCAACUUUCCCCCUUUUUCUCUGCUCCGAUUUCAUUAAUCAAAUAUUUGAAAGUCUCUCGAGGUUGCAGGUUCGAAUCAGAAGUGGGACGGGGUUUUUGAAAAACCCUAGCUAUAGUAUAUAUAUAUUUUUCCCUUAAUUUUCAAAGAGAGGUUUGGGGUUUGAACCCCGGGAAUGGACUCAGAUCAGGGAAAACUGUUCAUAGGCGGGAUAUCGUGGGAGACUACAGAAGAAACCCUAAGGGAAUACUUCAUACGGUAUGGCGAAGUUGCAGAUGUAGUCAUAAUGCGCGAUCGAAGCACGGGGAGCACCAGGGGCUUCGGCUUUGUGGCCUUCGCAGAUCCUAAUGUUGUCGACACAGUACUCAAAGACAAACAUAUCAUCGCAGGCCGAGCGGUAGAGGCAAAGAGGGCUUUACCCAGAAGUGAGCAGCAGCCACAACAGAACCAGGGUUUUGGAGCCUCCCGGAGUUUGAAUGCUGGACCUACUCAGGGUUUUGCACAAAGGACCAGGAAGAUUUUUGUUGGUGGCUUACCAGCAACCUUAACAGAAGAUGAGUUCAGAAAGUAUUUUGAGCAGUUUGGCAAUAUAACAGAUGUUGUUGUUAUGUAUGACAGUGGCACACAGAGGCCACGUGGUUUUGGAUUUAUUACUUUUGAUUCAGAGGAUGCUGUGGAGGCCGUGGUGCAGAAGAGUUUCCAUGAACUGCAUGAUAAACUUGUUGAGGUUAAGCGGGCAGUUCCAAAAGAGGGCAACACGGGCAGUCGGGGCAGAGGAUUUGGGGGCUAUGGUUCAAAUCACGGUGGUGGCAAUUAUGGUCGUAUGGACAAUAAUAGGUAUGGCAAUGCUACUGCAGGGGCUGGAAGGGGAUAUGCAGGGUAUGGUCCUACUGGUUAUGCUGCUCCGGCACCAAUGCAAGGGAACUUUGCAGCAGGUGGUUAUAUGAAUGGAGGGUAUGGUGGUGGUGGUUAUGGGAGCCCUGGUGGAGGUUAUGGCUAUGGAAAUGUUGUCCCUGCUGCGCCAUCUCCAAGUGGAGGUUAUGGUGGUGGCCCAGCCGUUGGUGGUUAUGGCAAUGGACCUGUGGGAGCUCCUCGAAGCCCAUGGGGUGGUGCUGGAUUUGGCCCUAAUUCUGCAGGGUAUGGAGCAAAUCCAGCUGCAGCUUAUGUCCGCUCUGGUGGUGCACAGAGUCCUAGUGCAGCAGGCAGUUAUGGAGGUGCACCUGCUUAUCUCUAUGGAGACGGAGCCUAUAGUUCUGGUGGCACUCCUGUUGGCUAUGGGCGUGGUGGGGGAGCUGCUGCCCCUGCAGGUGGGCCUUACACAGGAACAGGUGGCAGUAGCUAUGGGGAUUCUUCACAUGGUACUCCAGGUUACUCAAAUACCGCAUGGAAGCAAGGUGGCAAUGAUCAUCCUUCGAGUGGAGUUGGUGGCUUUGGUGGGUAUAGCAGUGGUGGUGGUGAUGGGACAACAAAUGAGCAGACAGGUUAUGAAGGGGCUCAUGGUGCAUCAGGAAGGCAGAGUCAGAGAGGCCCAGAUUCACGUUUUAGGCCAUAUCCUGAUCGCACAGGCUAAAUUCUAUAUGCCUCUCAUUCUGAUAUUCCUGUAAACAGUAUUUUUUAGAGAUUUUGUCAUAUAAUUGACAGUGAAUCAAAUUUCCUUUUGAAGCUCUAGACAUAAGGCAUAGUUCAGAAAGCUAUAGUUUUAAUCACAUGGCAGUGUUGUGCAUUGGGCACACCAGUAUUUUGUUUGGAAGACUAGGACAUUGUAUUCUAUCAGAUAGGUAGUAGAUAUUUUGGGAAUAUUGUUUCAUAUCGAGUUUUUCAUAUGGGUCGAGUUAUUAAUGCUGUGAGAACCCUAGUUUUUGACUGUUCAAUUAGUAAAAGUUUUUCCACUGUCUGUUGUGUUUCUGUUAUGACGAAAUUUUUGUUGAAUACACUGUAACAUUUACCUUGUAAUUACAAGUUUUAUCAUUGAAUUUGAUGUCAUAUUAGAUUC